AUGCCUGAGGAAACCCUGAUUGUGUGGUCAGAAUCGGAUACGUGCGACCUGGCGCUGAGCUUCCAGGAAAAGUCGGGCUGUGAGGAGAUCUGGGCGAAAAUUUGCGAGGUGCAGGGACGUGAUCCUGGAGACUCGGAUGGCGGAUAUGACGAAAUGGAUGAUGGAGAGUUGAGCGAAGGCUCAUCGAACGCACUGUCAACCACAGGGGCUGCCGGUCGUGUAAUUUUACCUCCAAUCGAAAUUGGCCGUCUCUCUGAAGUUGACAGCGUCAUCCAAAACCAUCUCGCUACGCAAGCUUUGCGCGAGAAGAUGGCAAACGCAGUGGAGUCGGAAAGUGUGCUUCCAAAACUGGUCGACGUAUUCCAUAUGUGUGAAGAUGUUGAACACAAAGAUGGCCUGCGUACGCUGUAUUCAAUUGCGAAGAACUUGUUCAUGCUAAAUAGGAAUAGUCUAAAUGAGACAUUGCUCAGCGAAAAGUACCUGAAGGAUCUCAUUGGCAUGCUCGAGUACGAUCCUGCGCACGAGGCACCCCGUAAACACCGCGAGUUCCUUUAUGAGAAAGCGACGUUUCGUGAAGUGUUACCAAUAGCGAAUGAUGAACUCAAGGAGAAGAUUCAUCAGACAUAUCGUGUACAGUACCUGCAGGAUGUUUGUCUUCCUGCCCCGUCGCUCUUCGAAGAAAAUCUACUCUCAGUGCUAAAUAGCUACCUGUUUUUCAAUAGGAUUGAUAUUGUAAACAUGCUACAGAAGGAUAAGCGGUUAAUGAAAGAGCUCUUCGAUCAGUUGCGUGAUCCAGAGACAACGGUUUCGAGGAGGAGAGAUCUCGCCUUCUUUUUGAAAGAGUUUAUUUCUCUCAGCCAAGGGCUUCCUCCUAAUGGAGCCCAAAGCAAGGAUAACUUUUUCAAGGUAAAUCGAUGGCUUUGCAUUUCAAUGGAGAAGAUUCAUCAGACAUAUCGUGUACAGUACCUGCAGGAUGUUUGUCUUCCUGCCCCGUCGCUCUUCGAAGAAAAUCUACUCUCAGUGCUAAAUAGCUACCUGUUUUUCAAUAGGAUUGAUAUUGUAAACAUGCUACAGAAGGAUAAGCGGUUAAUGAAAGAGCUCUUCGAUCAGUUGCGUGAUCCAGAGACAACGGUUUCGAGGAGGAGAGAUCUCGCCUUCUUUUUGAAAGAGUUUAUUUCUCUCAGCCAAGGGCUUCCUCCUAAUGGAGCCCAAAGCAAGGAUAACUUUUUCAAGAAUCUUCAAGCCAAUGAUGUUCUUGGAACGAUAGAACCGUGUAUCAAAUCACCUGACCCAGAUACGCGCAUCACGAUUGUAGAUAUGCUAGCGCUACUCGUGGAACAUAGCCCACAGCUUGUGCGAGAUUAUUUACUGAGACAGGCCAAGGAUAAGAGUGACGAUGAAGUGUUGUUAAAUCGUCUUCUUAUUCACAUGCAAACUGAUCGUGAUCCUGAGUUAACUUCUGGGAGUCAAGUUUCACAGGUCCUUCGAACAUUGCUGGAUCCAGACAACAUGGUUUCUAUGCAGAAGUCGGAUAGGUCAGAAUUUUUAAGUCUUUUCUACCAAAGAUCCAUCUAUACACUUGUGAAACCAAUGAUGGAUAAUGUCAAAGGAGGAACGAUCAAACGAGAUGACUAUUGUACCGCUAAUCGCCAAUCGUUGGUUGUUCGAUUACUGUGCUUUUGCAUCGAGCAUCAUUCAUUUUCAAUGCGGCAGCAUUGCAUUUCGAACGAUUUGCUCAACAAAGAGGACAUUAAACCGCUGGUCAAAUACACAGUAGAGAACCACAUGUCCUCAUUUGAAGACGUGACCUACGUGAAGUUAUUCUCCGAGCUGAAGAUACGCUAUGAACAACAGCGCGAUCGUGAGAAUUCGGCGAAGAUAACCGCUGACGAGAGAGUGCCAAGUCCGGCAGCGUUCGCUAAAGAGCGGCAGGAAGAGCAGUGGUUCGAUGGCGAGGAUGAUGACGCAACCGAAUGCAAGAAAGAGCCGAUUGAAGUGAAGAAAGAAAUCAAGAAGGAAAUCGAUUCACCUAGGAAGACUGGCAUAGAACCAAUGUUCCCUUCGGUACUGAAACGGAAGAAUGCGUUCGAUGAGGACGAUGGAGCCGUGUUCAGCGGUCAAGUUGCACUACUGACACCAGUGAACAUUGUGACUGAGAAGAAAAUCGUUAUAAAGGUGGGCGAUCGAUCUCGAACUCCAUCGCCGUUAGGUUCACCUUUAUCAUCAACCCCGCCUCCACCGCAAGCUCGUGAAGAUGAAGUCUCUUCUUCGCAAAACAACAGCAAGGAGAAUAGUCCAAUGAGCAUAAAGGAAGAGCAGUGGUUCGAUGGCGAGGAUGAUGACGCAACCGAAUGCAAGAAAGAGCCGAUUGAAGUGAAGAAAGAAAUCAAGAAGGAAAUCGAUUCACCUAGGAAGACUGGCAUAGAACCAAUGUUCCCUUCGGUACUGAAACGGAAGAAUGCGUUCGAUGAGGACGAUGGAGCCGUGUUCAGCGGUCAAGUUGCACUACUGACACCAGUGAACAUUGUGACUGAGAAGAAAAUCGUUAUAAAGGUGGGCGAUCGGUCUCGAACUCCAUCGCCGUUAGGUUCACCUCUAUCAUCAACCCCGCCUCCACCGCAAGCUCGUGAAGAUGAAGUCUCUUCUUCGCAAAACAACAGCAAGGAGAAUAGUCCAAUGAGCAUAAAGUCGCUGGUUGACUACGAUGAGUCGGAUUCGGACGAGGAUGAGAACAGUGCGCCGAAUGAUUCAAUACCGUCAUCGUCAACAGGCAGUCCGGUGCAGAUGAGCUCAAGUAUUGAGAAAGGAGCUGAGAGUACAACUGCUGCACCUGCGACUUCGUCAGGAGGUGAUCUGUCACCCUGCGAUGACGAUGUAUCAUCCACCAGCGGCGAAGAAGAGUCGGCAGCAGGUGGAUGUGGAUUGACGCGACGGAAACGACCGUCAAGGAGCGACAUAGACGAGGAAGUAGUAAAGAGAAGUCGAGCCUCACCUGAAACCUAA
This is a messenger RNA of Ostertagia ostertagi, 3003 nucleotides long. NCBI's taxonomy places the organism in Eukaryota, Metazoa, Nematoda, Chromadorea, Rhabditida, Trichostrongylidae. The record is from the annotation of a GenBank genome assembly.